CUCGCCUGAGAGCACUGACAACAGAAGAAGCGAGAUAAGAGCGUGAUAAACCCCCCGACCGGUCCUUAGACCCCGCGCACCGACUACCGGCUACUACCGCAUACCAUGGAUUCUACUCAAGAAAUCAGCGACUGGGAAGAUCUACAUAGCCUAUUCCACCUCAAAGCAGACACGAUGCUAUUAUAUACAAACGAAGUCCGAAGGAUCUGCUCCGAAGCCCUAACCGCGUCAAAUAUCCGCCAUCCCCCGAUCACGUCACGAAUCAAGUCCUGGGAAUCCGCGAAAGGGAGCAUUGGCCGAAGAAACCGGGAACGAGCUUUACGAGGGCGCUUACGGGAGGCCGUGGAGGCACAGGAUCGAAAAUGGGAGGAUUAUGCUCGUGAAUCAGGGCUCAGUCUGUGCAAUGAAGAAACAGAGCCCCUCAAAUCCCCGGAAGAGAUGCUGAGGGCUUUGCCUGACUUUGGGGGUAUUCGAAUAUCACUCUACUUUCCAGGGGACCUUAAGCGCGUUACUGCUAUUCUUGAGGAGAGAUUCAACGUCAUGCGACGCAUUGAAAAGGGCCAGGGGGCUCCAGAUAAUGUUCAGAGCUUGGAAGAACGACUUGAAUUGCUCCAGGACCCUGAUAGAAACAGGAAUGGUGCGACCGAUACAAACCAGAUUCAACGAUACAUGCGGACUUUCACCGGGUAUAAAGCAACCCAUUUCGUCGUGAAACUGCACUAUAAAGAUAUUCAAGAAAGCAGAAGGUACUCAUGGAAGGAUGCUGUCGUUGAAAUUCAGAUAGGGACGCUGGUUAUGCACGUAUGGUCGGAGAUUGAGCACGACAUGAUUUACAAACCACUUGACUCUCAGGGUGCUAAAGUGUCCGAAGAUGAGGAACGAAUAUUAGAUCUGAUUAACGGACUUGUUCUGACGGGAGAGGCUGCACUACAGCAGCUUGAGGCCAGCACGGCUAAACGUUUGAAUAAACGUGCAGAAGACCAAAAGCUCAUGGCGAGCAGUCACUAUGAGCUUGCCACUUGGAUCGAGAAAGACUGUGAAGAGCGCGGAAUUCUCCUCGAAGGCGCGAAAUGGAGAAAUCUAGAGCAGCUGUUCAACAUUCUAAAGACGACAGAAAGUCACAGGCAUUCAGAGGUGACAAAGCUGAUUGAAGAUGCAACCCAGCAGACUUCCAGUCGCAAUUCUCUACCGGCUGAAAUACUUUGGUCAUUGUGCAAAAACGCUGUAUAUUCUGAGUGGGAGCCUUCCAAUAAUCUCUCUGUCGAUGGCUUGAUUGAAAACGCCAAAGUCUGGGCGCUACGUCUGGUGCAUAGUGUGAAUUUUGCCAUGUAUCUUGGGGUUGUCAAAGAUCUCCUCGAUGUGCAUCCCUUGCCAAACCUUCCCUCUAUGGUAUCCUUUCUCGAUCUUGUCCACCCUGAUAGCCCCAAGGGAUUUGAUCCAAACACUGCUGAGACCAUUGCAAAAUGCUGCAGAGCGAUUGUAGACCCUGAAACCCGGCCGGGAGUCACAUCGAAUACGCUGGUCAGAGUGGCAAUGAGCUUACCGGUAACAAAGCUAGUGGGAAUGUUCACAGAGUCAAGCGUUUCCCUUGGAACCCCAAUCCCGGCCAGCAUCACUUUACUCCUUCCCGUUAAGGACAAGACCGAUCCGGGAAUGAACUUCCAAGAUGCGGACGAGCCGUAUCGUGCAAUAGAGCUUAUUGACUUCUACCUGGACAGCAGUCAAGAUCAAAUCUUGAUAUGGGAUCGUCUUACAAGACAAUUGCCCAAUUCACAGACCAGAAAACCGAUCGAGAAUCGCUUUUUCUUCCCCACGACCUUUUUACGCGAUAGUUGGGGUUGGAAGUUAGUUGAUGUAAGCGCGCCGCUGAGCCUAGCGAAGAUGGAUCCAAAAGAUCUUGGUGCAAGUGCCAACUGCUCAGAGAGACCGUCCUAUUCAGUUGCGCCGCCGUGUUUGAUAACAUACCGACACUCGUUUCCGGAGGAACAGGAGGAUGGUGUGCUUGAUCUUGCAUAUCGCUUCUAUCCAAAGGAACAAUGGGAUGCUGUGCGCAAGGCCUGGGGGAUGGUCAAAGCCCUUAGACCAAAAUACUUGGUCCAGGGCCGAAAAUCGGAAUACUCCAUCUACCGCUCUGAAGGCAUCUCUCACUCUGAAGGUUCAAUGAACUUCUUAUCGAGAGGAAGUUUCAUUGAUGACGGCUGCCUGAUUGGAAUAACACCUAACGUUGCAGAAGAUCCUUCAGAACUCCCCUUCCUGUACGAUGAACUCUUUGGAUGUAUGAAAUAA
Messenger RNA from Aspergillus steynii IBT 23096, 2286 nucleotides. RefSeq lists its product as uncharacterized. Gene Ontology annotation, biological process: guanosine tetraphosphate metabolic process. The record is from RefSeq and is a predicted model, not a curated record. Bases 106 to 2286 code for a protein of 726 amino acids. Lineage: Eukaryota; Fungi; Ascomycota; Eurotiomycetes; Eurotiales; Aspergillaceae. The transcript has a single exon.